AUGGCUUCAUCUCCAGGUUGUGAACACUAUGUGCGCAGUUGCUUGUUAAAAGCACCUUGCUGUGGGAAGCUGUACGUGUGUAGACUGUGCCAUGAUGCAGAAGAAAACCACCAAAUGGACAGGUUUAAAGUGAUGGAAGUGCAAUGUUCAGACUGUCUUACGAUACAGAAGGCACAACAAACAUGUGAAAAGUGCAGUGUACAGUUUGGAGAAUAUUACUGUGACGUUUGUCAUUUGUUCGACAAAGACAAAAAGCAGUAUCACUGUCAGCCAUGCGGGAUUUGCAGAAUAGGACCCAUUGAUGAAUACUUCCACUGUGAUAAGUGCAAUUUGUGUUUAGCCCGUGCGCUGGAAGGAAAGCAUAAGUGUGUUGAAAAUGUCUCGCGGCAGAACUGUCCGGUCUGUAUGGAGGACAUUCACACGUCACGGAUCGGGGCUCAUGUUCUGCCGUGUGGUCACCUCCUGCACAAGACCUGCUUUGAUGACAUGCUCAAAAACAGUGCGUAUCGCUGCCCUCUCUGUAUGCACUCGGCCUUGGAAAUGCAGAACCACUGGGAGGAGAUCGACCAGGAGAUUGCCCUUUCCCCAAUGCCCAACGAGUACCGGAAUGCCACUGUUAGGAUCAUGUGUAAUGACUGCCAGGCCCACUCCACGGCCUCGUUCCACGUCCUGGGGAUGAAGUGUGGCUCCUGCGGCUCGUACAACACAGCUCAGGACGGGGGUCUGAUCCAGAACCAGGUGGAACUGCCGGCCGCGGGGCAGGAGGGCAGCGACACGGAGCCAGAGACGGAGCCUGAAGCCCAGCAGAGCGCUCCCCAAUAA
This is a messenger RNA of Knipowitschia caucasica, 822 nucleotides long. The record is from the annotation of a GenBank genome assembly. Lineage: Eukaryota; Metazoa; Chordata; Actinopteri; Gobiiformes; Gobiidae.